UCACAGCAUUUUUCGGAAAAAUUCACAUACAUAUGUCAGCAGAUCACACGUAUACGAAAAAAAUUAGGGGCUAGAAUUUGCCUAGGAAACCAGGUGCUUGUGGUGUUCCAUUUAAAAGAACUUUAUAAAAACAAUUGAAUAAAUAAUAUAUAAAUAAAAACAUUGUGCUAGAAAAUGUCUGCGGAACGUGAAAUACCAGCUGAGGAUAGCAUUAAAGUUGUCUGCCGUUUUCGUCCACUUAACGAUAGCGAAGAAAAGGCCGGCUCAAAGUUUAUUGUGAAGUUUCCUAACAGCGCUGAAGAAAAUUGUUUAUCUAUAGCGGGUAAAGUUUAUUUGUUUGACAAAGUGUUCAAACCUAAUGCUUCGCAGGAGAAAGUAUACAAUGAAGCUGCGAAGUCGAUUGUCACCGAUGUGCUUGCGGGUUACAAUGGCACUAUAUUCGCCUAUGGUCAAACAUCAUCGGGUAAAACACAUACCAUGGAAGGUGUUAUCGGUGAUUCGGUUAAGCAGGGUAUUAUACCACGUAUCGUGAAUGAUAUAUUUAAUCACAUUUAUACUAUGGAAAUGAAUUUGGAAUUUCAUAUUAAAGUGUCAUAUUAUGAAAUUUACAUGGACAAAAUUCGCGAUUUAUUAGACGUAUCGAAAGUCAAUUUGAGCGUACAUGAAGAUAAGAAUCGUGUACCUUAUGUGAAAGGUGCCACUGAACGUUUUGUCUCAUCGCCAGAUGAUGUGUUUGAGGUUAUUGAAGAGGGAAAGUCGAAUCGUCAUAUUGCUGUUACAAAUAUGAAUGAACACUCAUCUCGCUCGCAUUCAGUAUUCUUAAUAAAUGUUAAACAGGAAAAUUUAGAAAAUCAGAAAAAGCUUUCCGGUAAAUUAUAUUUGGUAGAUUUGGCCGGAUCAGAAAAAGUUUCGAAGACUGGUGCUGAGGGUACUGUUUUGGACGAAGCAAAAAAUAUUAAUAAAUCUUUAUCUGCUUUGGGUAAUGUGAUUUCUGCUUUGGCUGAUGGCAAUAAGACGCACAUACCUUACCGCGAUUCGAAGUUAACCCGUAUUCUGCAGGAAUCUUUGGGUGGUAAUGCCCGCACAACAAUAGUGAUUUGCUGUUCUCCUGCCAGCUUUAAUGAAGCCGAAACUAAAUCGACUCUGGAAUUUGGGCGACGCGCAAAGACAGUCAAGAAUGUUGUCUGUGUCAACGAGGAACUUACAGCAGAAGAGUGGAAGCGUCGUUAUGAGAAAGAGAAAGAAAAGAACGCACGUUUGAAGGGCAAAGUGGAGAAACUCGAAUUAGAGCUAUCACGUUGGCGGGCAGGCGAAACGGUUAAUGCCGAUGAACAAGUGAACGUCGAUGAUCUCAUGGAAGCUAGCACGCCCAACCUGGAAGUAGAGACUACCGUUAACUCUACGCCAGCCGGUCCCGUGCCAGCGACUCCAGCUGCCGGACUUAUGUUGGGUUCCAUUAGCAGCGAUGAGCGGGCGCGUUUAGAAGCGGAACGAGAACGCUUGUAUCAGCAGUUGGACGAGAAAGACGAAGAAAUCAAUCAGCAGAGCCAAUACGUAGAAAAUUUAAAGGAACAAAUAAUUGAACAAGAAGAACUUAUCGCCAAUGCUCGUCGAGAAUACGAAACUUUACAAUCGGAAAUGGCUCGUAUUCAACAAGAAAAUGAAUCGGCCAAAGAGGAAGUUAAGGAAGUGCUGCAAGCUUUGGAAGAAUUAGCCGUGAACUAUGACCAAAAGUCUCAGGAGAUUGAGACCAAAAAUAAAGACAUUGAUAACUUGAAUGAAGAAUUGCAGCAAAAGCAAGGCUUGCUAAGCACAACCAGCACGGAGCUGCAACAGUUACGGGACAUGUCAUCACAUCAAAGAAAGCGCAUCAACGAAAUGUUAAGCAAUUUAUUACGUGAUUUAACCGAAGUGGGGCAGGCUUUGGUAUCGAAUGAUUCGGCCAUUGACAUGAAGAUGAACAACAUACCCAGCGGUGGUGACAGUGGCAAAGUUGAAGAAGACUUUACAAUGGCGCGUCUAUAUAUCAGCAAAAUGAAAACCGAAGCAAAAAAUAUGGCCCAACGUUGCGCUAAUGUGGAAGCACUGCAGCUUGACUCUAAUAAGAAGCUUUCAGAAUAUGAAAAAGAUCUCGGCGAAUAUCGCCUAUUAAUCUCUCAACAUGAAGCUCGUAUGAAGUCUUUGCAAGAGUCGAUGAGAGAAGCAGAAAAUAAGAAACGUGCGCUAGAAGAACAAAUCGAUUCGUUGCGUGAAGAAUGCGCCAAAUUGAAGGCAGCUGAACAUGUGUCAGCUGUUAACGCAGAAGAAAAACAAAAAGCCGAACAACUGCGAGCUAUGUUCGAUUCGCAAAUGGAUGAAUUGCGUGAAGUUCACACUAAGCAAGUAUCAGAGUUGCGUGAUGAAAUCAUUGCCAAGCAACAUGAAAUGGAUGAAAUGAAAGAUGUACACCAAAAACUCGUAUUAGCUCACCAGCAAAUGACUGCAGACUAUGAAAAACUUAAACAAGAGGAAGCUGACAAAUCCAGCAGAUUACAAGAAAUAAUUCUCAACAAUGAACGACGUGAACAGGCACGUAAAGAUCUUAAAGGCCUUGAAGAUACCGUAGCUAAGGAACUGCAGACAUUACAUAAUUUGCGAAAAUUAUUCGUACAAGACUUACAAGCAAGAAUUAAGAAAACAGUGAUCAAUGAGGACAGCGAAGAAGAUGGUGGCUCGUUGGCUCAGAAACAGAAAAUCUCAUUCCUUGAAAAUAAUUUGGAUCAGUUGACAAAGGUGCACAAACAGUUGGUGCGUGACAACGCCGAUUUGCGUUGCGAACUUCCUAAACUGGAGAAACGCCUACGUACUACAAUGGAAAGAGUGAAAGCUUUAGAAACAGCUUUGAAAGAGGCUAAAGAGGGAGCCAUGCGUGAUCGCAAACGGUAUCAAUAUGAAGUAGAUCGUAUCAAAGAAGCUGUAAGGCAGAAACACCUGGGAAGGCGUGGGCCUCAGGCACAAAUUGCAAAACCUAUCCGAGCAGGCCAAGGCGCUAUAGCUAUACGUGGUGGUGGCACAGGCGCUAGUGCUACACAAAUGCCUCAAACAAGCGCUGUUAGUUCAUAAAAAGAUUUAAUUUUGUAAUUUUUGAAUUAUCUCAAUGUUAUUAUUAUUAUUUUUGAUAAGUACUUCCUGUCAUCACAUUUCCUAAGUAAUUUGAUUUCCUGAGAUUUAUGUUCUUUUUUUGUGUUUUGGUUUCCUAAUCUUCAGAAAUCCUAAAUAAGAAGAAACCUAAGUAAUCACCUUAAGAAAGAAUUCAGACACCGUACAUAGCAGUAUAUGUCUAAUGAAACAAAAGAAAAUCAACAAAUUAGCAAUAGUAGAUUUUUAUUUUGGUUUUAUUUGCUUGUACAUGCCCUGCAAUUAAAAUGCUAAUGGCUAACUUUGUAUUCAAGCAAGUGUUUUAUUUUUAGUCAGUGCUUAUUUUCGCUAUUAUCUUUGUAUUUUCUACAUUCAAUUAUUACCUUAGUGGAUCUCAAAUCCAGCCUAAA
Messenger RNA from Glossina fuscipes, 3527 nucleotides. It is a transcript of the gene Khc, whose product is annotated as kinesin heavy chain. Gene Ontology annotation, biological process: microtubule-based movement. The coding region runs from base 175 to 3102 and encodes 975 amino acids. NCBI's taxonomy places the organism in Eukaryota, Metazoa, Arthropoda, Insecta, Diptera, Glossinidae. Gene Ontology annotation, molecular function: microtubule motor activity; ATP binding; microtubule binding. The transcript is spliced from 6 exons. The record is from RefSeq and is a predicted model, not a curated record.